Molecule: messenger RNA, 5712 nt
Organism: Sphaeroforma arctica JP610
Lineage: Eukaryota; Ichthyosporea; Ichthyophonida
Exons: 5
Coding region: 413-5407 (1664 amino acids)
Source: RefSeq, a predicted model, not a curated record
CAUGCUAUAGCUACACGCAGACAACACUUUAGCUGUUUACCGUCGUGUGAAUUUACAUACGCAAGCCUCACAUCACACACACAACACAUACGUGCUUGUCUCCCGCUAUAUCAGUAUAACGUGAUCGUUGAUACCGAAACCGAGACAUACACAAACAAUACAAUAACCUUUAAUUGUGCUGCAUUCUCCGCGAUUUCACAACAUUGCACGAGUUUUGACACCUGAAGCACUGUCAAUUUUUACAUUCAAUACAUACACUCAUAAUUUUUUUAUCACGGUAUAUACACAGUCGCUACAUAUACAAAGAAUACAAACAGAAGCAAGUACACGCCCGUCAGGGGUUCCUUCGGGUUCUACCGUAGAUCAAUUACUCCAUCUCUGUCAGAGAUCUAAUUUUGACUAGUCUAUAAAAAUGCGCCAAAGCUAUCUUGUGAGCGCAUUGGCGCUUUUGGCGUCUGCACACAAUGUAUAUGCAGGGUUAUCUGUGCUUGAGAGACACAUUAGACAGGAACUAGUCGAAGAACCAGCGGAAGAAGCCGUAGUCAUAGCGGUAGCAGUUGGAGAUUUAGAGGAGGCUAUAUAUAGUGCACCUGAGGGUGCCACAUUAGUACUAGCACCCGGUAUACAUAUAGUAGAGUCAACAAUAGCUAUUAUUAAUACAAUUACGAUUAUGGGCGGGGGUGACAAUUCAACGGAUACAAUCAUUUCCUCGGCGGUAACGAACGUAUUCGCAUCUUCAGACGUCGCAGUCGAUCUAAAAUUAGAAGGAAUCUACCUAGAGGGAGAAAAUGGUCGGUGCGCACUGAACAAUCCGGUUGCGACCGCCACGGAUUUCAACGUGGGUGUUAUAGUACCCGCUGUCAGUCUCGCAGACAAUAAGAUGUUUUUGGAGUUAGACCUAGGUGCCGUGUACGCAGGACGUGUGCUGGAUGACAUCCACGUGCAGAGCUGUGGUAUCAUGGACAAUAUAGUGGGCAAUACCGAGAACAACGCUGUAGAAGCUAUCAGCGACUAUAACAUGUACAUCACCAAUGCCUGCCGAAUGAAAGUGUCUAUGAACGUGCUUGUGAGUCGAUUUGGUGAUUGUAACUUCGGCAUCACUGAGACGCCUACCGCCACGCAGUACAGGGCGGCCGUGAAGGCGUACUAUUCGGAGGAAGUUCGGUACGAUACCCCCGGCGAGGUCUUAGACUAUCCCGUGGAGCGCAAUGGUGAGGCUAUGACUAUUGUCUCAGCGACCGUCUCCACGCUGUCCGUGACCCAAAUGGGCAUCAGCACACUACCCGAGUAUUCCCUGCGUGAGGGUGCGAUGGAUACGUUUGGUAUCUCGUCCGUGGAAGAUCAAUCGUUCGAAGUCAUUGGUCUGAUCGACAAUCUCGAUGUCCCCACACGUGCCGAGUUGAUGGAAGGAGGUGCUCAGGUGUCCAAACUCCAGGUACAGUUGUACGUACCUGGUCCCUGCUACAUUCCCUCUGGGUCUACGGGUACUACCGAGCUGGUGGGUGAAUCCAAGGGAUUGCCGGAUCAAGGUGCCGGUAGUUGCGCGGGGCGUGCCGUGGAUCUAACCAAGUCUUCGAGUAGCGUUGCCAAUGGAACUUCUUUCCUAGACAUCCAAUUAUUGGACAGCAAUAACGAGGUGACUGUCGUAAAAACAGACAACAACGGAGACUUCGUCUUUGCGGAUCUUGCUCUGGGUACCUACACCAUCAAGCCCCCACUACAGUCUGGAGAUACUGCCGCUUCUAAGCUUGAACUGGUUGCGGGUGGACCCGAGUCUACGUGCCAGGUGUCCCAGGGCAGCGCCACACACAUCCCGGACUACUACUAUAGUGGCGAGGCCAGUGUGGCCGGUAUCUUGUACUACGGAGAUGUGAGCCGCCGUGCCGGAUACGUCACCGUAUCACUGUACAAGGAUGGCGAAGAGAUUGAGACUGCCAACACGGAUGAUCGUGGUGUGUAUUCGUUCACCAAUAAGAUCGAUGGCACGUAUGAGGUGGUGGUGCCCAAGACCCUUAUGGACGGGAGCCCUAUCGCUGGCUCUGAUACUGAGCGCAAAGAGAUUGCAAUUGUCAUUAACGAAGUCAGUGCCGCCGUGAACUUCCAGUAUGACGACGCACCCGCACUGGCAAAUGUGGGUCAGAACGCCACCUACAGCGGACAACUCAAGGUGAUCAAACAGGACGGGGCGGAUGAGACGGACUAUGUAGUGGACUUCCUGCCCAAUACGGACCUGGCGUUGCUAGGCGACGGAAUGACCGUGCCGAUUGUCGCCACCACGGAUGCGUCUGGCAAUUUCUUGUUUGAGAAUCUGGCCGGGGGUAUGUAUGUGAUCACUCUGCCUUCAACUGCAGGCACCGGAGGCGAGUACUCGCUCGUGGGUGGCCCCAGCUACGGUACACCCAACCGUGUGGUUGACCUGGCCUCAGGCGAAGUAUAUACCGAGCAAGAUGCGUUUGUGUACUCGGAUGCCACUCGCAUCUCUGGACGUGUGCUAGACCACAGCGGUCAGGGCGUGGAGGGUGUGGCUAUGCAAAGCGAGGCCAACAAUGUCAUCUCGAGUACUACUACCACUGUAGAUGGAUUCUAUUCCUUUAGCGACUUUGAGUCAGGUCUAUCGGUCGUAAGCAUUGUGGCGUACCCCGAGGGUAUGGCGAUUGCCAACGAUGGAGACGCCACCCUGGACGGCCAGACUGGUAGUGUGGCUGAUGGUUCCAAUGCAGCGUAUCUUGAAUUCGUCAUCGCACCCACCAACUCUGUAUCAGGACGUGCCGUCAGCACUAUCGGCGGUGGAGGGGUACCGAACUUAGCCGUCGGGCUUAAGGAUAGCAGCGGCGCCGUUGUGGGCGCUGCGGUGACUGACGAAUUCGGUGGGUACACCAUCCCCAUUCCUGCUGGUUCCUCGGGAGCUUUCAUCGUUGCUGUCGCUGAGUAUGUGCCCGACGCCUAUGGUCUGGUGUCGGAUGGCGAUUCCACAACAGGGUUUGGCCAUGACGGCUUAAUCAAUGUGGAGCUGGUGGAGAACGAGAACUUCUUGGUGCACAACGUCUUCUAUGUGCCCUACGGCUACGCCGGACAGAGUCGCAAGGACAGCAACAACCAGAUCAGCGGCUGUCUGAAGAAGUCCAACAACAACAAGGGCGCCAGUGGUGUGCAGGUGAUCCUCAAGAACAUGGCCGAUGGGUCUGAGCGGGCCGCCUCCACUAAUGGUCUGGGCCACUUCACCUUUGACCGCGUGCGUAUGGGCAGCUUCCAGGUGGUUGUGCCCGGCACUUCAGGCACAGCCGUUCUCACGCAGCAGCCGGGUACCAACGUGAACGGUGCCGUGGACGUGACUAUGGCAGGGGGCAACCUGCACGUCGGAUACUUCGGAUACACGGAUGAACUUUCUGAAGAAGGUAUCUAUGCCGCCCCUAUCCCCGGGGAAUGGAAACUUAUCAGCGAGCCAUGCGAGGAUCUGACCCAGGAGUACUGCCAGCAGACAGUCACCACCAACAUCGCUGGAUGCGAUCUGACGCACGCGUAUAUGAUGGCCAGCAUCCCCGUCGAGUGUCCCUCGAACACGACCCAGGUGAACGGCACGCAGGUGACGUUCCACAUUACCACGGCGAAUAUGUGCGAGAAGGAGGAGUUGUAUAUCAGUGCCGGGUUCAUUCCUCAGGUGCGGUACACGCUUGAGGACUUCACCACCACCGCAGAAAGCUCGGACUUUGAGUUAGGCGGCACAGCCUACUACGAGAUCAGCCUAGAGCCCACCAACACUGGUUUGUCUAUCGCUGACGCCAGCGUGGUGGGUGUGACACGCACUACCACUGGUGACUGUGACCGGUACGCGGUAUGGGCGCCGCAGGAGGGUGACAUGAGUACGGUCUACCAGGAGUUCAGUGCCAGUGAAGGGGAGUACCCACGUAUCCGGGUCAGUGUGGGGCUGAGUGGUCCCAUGACCUGUGCAACGCCCAGUGUCCCGGCUGUGAACAUGGCUGUGUACUGGACCGUUGCGGUCGAGUACGGCAUGGCCGCGGCCGAGGGAGGCCGACGCCGACGCCGCACUAUCAGCACGCGGCAGACACCUCAGGGCGAUGGUACCACAUACUCGGAGGGUGAUCGAGCGGAAAGCGAACUGGAGAUUGCCUCAAGGGUCAGCUAUUCACUGCAGGACUUGUUAGAGGAGGAAUCGCGUAUACACAAGGCCGAGAGCACUGGGGAGUCCGUUGAGGUCAACCAGUUCGAGGUACAGGCGGCUCUACAUGCGGAGGAGAACAAACCCAAGGCAAACAUCAACUCAGACUAUAUCAUCAUGUACUCGAGUAUCCUGACUGGUCUGGCCAUGCUAGUGUGCUGUGGCUUGUCGACGAUGUUUGCGGUGGUGUACAUGCGCAUCCGCCGCAACAGGCUGUUGAAGGAGCGCGGACUGCCUCUAGAUAUGAAGAUCAAUGACAUGGGUGGAGGUGCCUUCGCGCAAUACGAGGGCAAGAGAAUGGCCCAGCACGCGUCUCCGAUGUACAUGCACAACAAUGCGGCGCAAGCGUCAGCGGGCACGCACAGAGCUCCCCAGACCAACGACUCACAACGUGUUAUGCUGAAUAGUAAUGCGCACACGCGCGAUACUGAUGAGGACAAUGUCAGCAACGAGGGCGUUACUGUCGCGCCUAUCCACCCGCGCUUUAUGGCCAAGUCCGAGAAGGGCAGUAGUACGGCCAGGCUGGCGAACGAUCCCAUGGAUUACCAGAGUAUCGAUCUGCCCAAGAGCCUGCCGUUCGCACCCGUAUACCCCCCGUCCCAGGCGCAGAAGACCGGGGUCAGUGACACCAGCGACGACUCGGAGGACAACAUCUCCGACGCAGAGAGUGAGGUGGCGCGCACGUCGUCGUUUGCGGAGGACCACCUAGAUGAGACCAGCAAGUCCCCAGAGCAUGUGCCCUCCCCUGGGAAAAUUGGGGCCGAAACGCACCCGGAACCGUCGCUGGACAUCAGCAACAACGACGACGCGCCUAUGUCAUUCAACGUGCGCAAGCUCGGGGGUGGCAUGUCCUCCAGCCAGGAAAGCCUGAACGUCACACCUCGCCCGGUGUCUGGGGCGCCACUGCCAUCUCAACGGCCCAUGUCAACGGGUCCCAAUGCGUACGCGCAGAACGGCAACUAUGGUUCUGAUUCGCCUGCGUCGCUGUCUGGGGCCAAGUCACCGUUCUCGCCGCAUGACUCGCCUGUGCAAGACGACGUGUCCUCGAGUGCCGGGGCACCGGCUGCGGGUACGAUUAUCAUGUUGAAAAAGGACAGGAAGAGUUCGAAAAAGAGCACAAAGCGCAAGGGCGGUAAAGAUAAGACUGGCACUGACUCGUCGAAUGGAACUGGAACUGACCCCGCAUUCACCCCGUCGUCCAGACCGAGAGGGGCGGCCGAUGCGAUCUAAGUGACUCUAGUUAUGUUCUUAGAAGAGACGGUAUAUAUGUAUAGUGUAGGUAGGACGAUAUGUAGUCGUGCGAGCGUUGGCGGCUUUUACGAUCAUAUCUUACUGGACCUCUAGUCGUGCUGGCGUUCCCGGAUGUCGAUUGCUGUUAGAAGCGCAACGUCAUGGAAGAAGCAGUGAGAGCGACGGUAGCAGUGUAGUACUUUUAUUACUAUCUACCCUUGGAGGAGAAUACAGCCUUGUCCUCGCUGUAAAAUAUUGAAAUAUAAACCUGGUUUGGGAUUAAAAGUAUUAUCUAAUCAUUGUCA